Messenger RNA from Cuscuta campestris, 2065 nucleotides. The record is from the annotation of a GenBank genome assembly. NCBI's taxonomy places the organism in Eukaryota, Viridiplantae, Streptophyta, Magnoliopsida, Solanales, Convolvulaceae.
CCACGGAGGAAAAAGAAAAGCAGUUAAUUAAGGAGUACUUUCUUUUCUUCUUCUUCUUCAUCAGCCCCAUGUUUUUCUCAUUGGAAAUCCGAGUUUAUCUUCCUUCUUCUUUCUUCUUCUCCACGGGAAACUCUCAAUUUCCUUCAACUCUUUUUCUCCCCUUGCCGUAGUCCACAAGCAAUCGAAACUCCGAUAACCGCCGACCGGAAUCCCGCCAUUUGCAUCAUCACACAACAAUAACAAAAUCCUGUUUCGCCCCCCAUUCCUGUAGCGAUUGCGGCUCCGAUAAUUGUUUCUUUUGGUUGAAUUCGAAUUUAAUCGGCAGAAAGGAGUUGGCUUUUGCGGAGGGCCGUUGAAUCGGGUGCUAGGGUGGGUUCGGACCCUAAUUCUGGAGCGAAUUUCAAAUUCAAUCGGUUAUUAAUUUAUUAACUUGUUUCGGAAAGGUGGUUAAUUACAUGGAAAAUCUACCUGGGAUGUGAAGAAUUUUCAUUGGGGAAGCGAUGGUGGUGGGGCCUAAGAGGAGGUGGGGAACCUGGGAGGAGCUUAUCCUUGGCGGUGCUGUUCUCCGGCAUGGUACGGCUGACUGGAACGCCGUGGCUUCCGAGCUCAAGGCUCGGACUCUCUACCCUAACAGCUUUACCCCCGAGGCUUGCAAGGCCAGGUAUGAGAAUUUGCGAAAGCGGUACUCUGGCUGCAGUUUUUGGUUUGAAGAGCUAAGAAAGCGGCGAAUUGAAGAAUUGAGACGAGAGUUGAAGAGAUCUGAAGGUUCCAUUGGAUCUCUGAAGUCGAAGAUAGAAUUUCUAAAGGCUGAGCGAGAACGUUCCUUACCCGUUCCCGUGGUAAAGUUAGAGGGCAUUGAGUCAUCUGCUGGAAGCUUCACCCGAAAUUUCAACCUGAACGAGUCUCCCGGAUGCCAAGUUCAGGGUCUAACAUCUGCCAUAGAUGCAGAGACAAAUAAGGAUGGAGGGGGGACAACGAUGAGGAAGAGAAGAGGUCAGAGGAAAAGAAAGGACAUUUUAUGGGAUUCAAAAGAAGGGAGCGUUGGGGAGAGUGGGAACAUGUGCUCAGCAAGUGCUGUCUCAUUUUCUCACAGCAAGGAAGCAUCAGAUGGUUGUGAUGACGAUGAGACAAGAAGAGGAGUUUCUGGUUGCACGAAGAACGCCGGGUUGAUGGAUAUCUUCGAUUCCAUUGCACAGAGAGAACCAGCUUUGGUCUUUAGACAUCGUCUUGAUAGUCAGAAGAGGGCAAGAUACAAGAAAACAAUCAGACGCCACAUGGAUAUGGAGACCAUUAGAUCAAGAAUCCUCACCCUUUCCAUCAGAUCGCCCGAAGAACUCUUCAUAGAUCUCCUUUUACUAGCCAACAACGCGGUGAUCUUCUACUCAAAGCGAACCCGGGAACACAAAGCCGCUCUCUCUCUCAGGGAUGACAUCACGAAAGCCUGUCGCCAUCAUCAGCAGGACAUGUGGGCCCAGACCAGAAUCUCCCCCCCUGUUCUUCCAACAACAACCACAUGCGGUCGUCCUGUGAAGCCGCGCAGCGCCAGGCCCCGCACCAGCAAGCACAGGAUCCCAGCCAACACAGACGCAGUUCGUCUCCUCAGUGAUGACGUGGCGGGAAAGAGAGGGUGUUUCGUCAAGCAGCCUGGGAAGGCGAAGCGCGUGUCUGUGAAGAAUCCUGUUUGGGGUCACUUUGGUAAGGAAGAUUCGUCUCUGCGGCAUAAAACUGUGUCGAAGGAUGAGCUUGUAGCUGUAGUAGGACCUAAUAAUAAUAAGCCUGUGGUGAAGAAAAGGAAAAUUUGCCAUGGCAGAGUUUGAGGUAAAGCUAAUUCAGGCCAAUGUAAUUACUGGAUUAGUAAACCUAACCAAACAAACGUGGUGUAGCUAAUAAGCAAUAACCCCACACGAGAUUAGAGUACAUUUUGAUCAUCCAUCUUCCUCUUUUAUCUUAAUUUCAUUUGGUUCAUGUGUCAAAAAUCAAGUGCACAAACACAUUGACACGGAAGGGGUAAAUCUCGGGUUGAAAAAUACGGAGUAUGAAAUUACAAUGAAAACAUGUUUCUAUC